Molecule: messenger RNA, 2181 nt
Organism: Acanthosepion pharaonis
Lineage: Eukaryota; Metazoa; Mollusca; Cephalopoda; Sepiida; Sepiidae
Source: the annotation of a GenBank genome assembly
AUGAAUUUUUCCAACUUGCUUGGGUCUGUGUAUCGUCGUGGUAACCUUGCCUUCACUCCUGAUGGUGGCAGUGUGAUCAGCCCUGUAGGGAAUAGGAUUACAGUAUUUGAUUUGAAAAGCAACAAAUCCGAAACCUUACCCUUUGAAAGCAGUUUAAAUAUUACAACAAUUGCUGUCUCUCCAAAUGGCUACACUUUGAUUGUAGUUAAUGAAGAGGGAGAAGCUCUUUUGUGCAGCCUUAUCAGUCGGACAGUACUCCAUCGUUACCAUUUCCACAGUAGAAUCCAUUGCAUCAAAUUCAGCCCAGAUGGAACAAAAUUUGCUGUUACAAAAGAGGAUAAAAUUUUGGUGUUUUAUGCUCCUGGGAAAAACAUAAACUUUAACCCCUUUCAACUGCUGAGAAUGUUCUAUGGAGCCUAUGAAGACAAUGUUUGUAUUGACUGGUCAACAGACUCUAGAGUAAUCUGUACUGGCUCAAAAGACAUGUCUGUGCGUGUCUAUGGUAUUGAACGAUUUAAAAACUUAUUUAUCUACACACUUACUGGCCAUGGAGAUGCUAUUGUCGGAACCUUCUUCUUAAAAAAUUCCUUAGAUUUGUACAGUGUAGCUGCUAAUGGUGUCCUUAAUUUAUGGCGCUGCAAUACACAAUUGGAUGGUUUGGAGCCAUUCAAGAAGAAGAAGGAAUUUAAUGCCACUGAAAUUGAAGAGGUAGGAGAAGGUGGUAAAGAAUCCUCUAAGAAAUCUCGUUUAGACGAAUCAAAUGCACGACAAAAACAGGAUGAAGAAGAAGCAGCAGUAAAAAACAAAAUACUGUAUAAAAAGGCUCAAAGAUACAAUUUGAAAAAAUCCCGAGAGAAGACUAAUGAAAAUGUUAUUAAACGACUGACCAGUGCAGUGUAUAAUAAAGAAACAAAGUUGAUGGUCACUGGCUUUGAAGAUGGAUGCUUCUUCAUACAUGAAAUGCCAUAUUGUAAUCUUAUUCAUUCAUUAAGCAUUUCUGAUCAAAUUAUUGGUUCUGUUGAAUUCAAUAAAGGAGGUGACUGGAUUGCCAUGGGAUGUUGUGGUCUAGGGCAGCUUUUAGUUUGGGAAUGGCAGAGUGAGACAUACAUUUUGAAACAGCAAGGUCACUUUAGCAACAUGACCUGUCUUGAGUAUUCCCCAGAUGGGCAUUACAUGGUCACAGGCGGAGAUGAUGCAAAGGUAAAAGUUUGGAAUACAAGCAAUGGCUUUUGCUUUGUGACUUUCAGUGAACACACUGCAGGAAUUACAGGUGUGAAAUUUAAUCAGCGUGGUCAGGUAAUCAGUUUUCUUCUUUUCUCCUUUCCUUUCUUCCUUCCUUUCUUCCUUCCUUUCUUCCUUCCUUUCUUCCUUCCUUUCUUUCUUUCUCCCUUCCUUUCUUUCUUUCUUUCUUUCUCCUUCUUUCUUUCUCCUUUCUUUCUUUCUUUCUUUCUUUCUCCUUCUUUCUUUCUCCUUCUUUCUUUUCUUUCUUUCUCCUUCUUUCUUUCUCCUUCUUUCUUUCUCCUUCUUUCUUUCUCCUUCUUUCUUUCUCCUUCUUUCUUUCUUUCUCCUUCUUUCUUUCUUUCUCCUUCUUUCUUUCUUUCUCCUUCUUUCUUUCUUUCUCCCUUUCUUUCUUUCUCCCUUUCUUUCUUUCUCCCUUUCUUUCUUUCUCCCUUUCUUUCUUUCUCCCUUUCUUUCUUUCUUUCUUUCUUUCUUUCUUUCUUUCUUUCUUCCUUUCUUUCUUUCUCCCUUUCUUUCUUUCUCCCUUUCUUUCUUUCUCCCUUUCUUUCUUUCUUUCUUUCUUUCUUUCUUUCUUUCUUUCUUUCUUUCUCCCUUUCUUUCUCCCUUUCUUUCUUUCUCCCUUUCUCCCUUUCUUUCUUUCUUUUUUCUUUCUUUCUUUUUUUUUUUUUUCUUUCUUUCUUUCUUUCUUUCUUCCUCCCUUUCUUUCUUUCUUUCUCCCUUUCUUUCUUUCUUUCUCCCUUUCUUUCUUUCUUUCUCCUUUCUUUCUUUCUUUCUUCCUUUUCUUUCUCCCUUCCUUUCUUUCUCCCUUCCUUUCUUUCUUUCUUUCUUUCUUUCUCCCUUCCUUUCUUUCUCCCUUCCUCCCUUUCUUUUCUUCUUUCUUUUCUUCUUUCUUUUUUCUUUCUUUUCUUCUUUCUUUUUUUCUUCUUUUCUUCUUUUCUUUAA